Molecule: messenger RNA, 513 nt
Organism: Alternaria ethzedia
Lineage: Eukaryota; Fungi; Ascomycota; Dothideomycetes; Pleosporales; Pleosporaceae
Exons: 2
Coding region: 1-513 (170 amino acids)
Source: RefSeq, a predicted model, not a curated record
AUGCGUUUCCAGCUCGCCCACAUCUUCUGCCUCCUCGGCGCUGCAGAGUCUCUCGCCAUCGGUGCCCCCGAGAAAGACUACGCCCUUCUCGACACCAGGGACAUCGCCUCCCCCCUCUCCCCCCGCACCGACAUCGAAGUCGCCGCCGGCUUCGUCAGCCAAGGCGCAACCGCCACCCUCGCCAUCGUCUCCAUCGCCAACUACCUCGCCGUCUACAUCAAAGGCCAAUCCGACGUCAACAGCUGCUCCGUGAUCUCCGGUAACGUCGACGGCGCUGUAUGGCAAUACUACGCUACUACCUCUGGUCCCAAGUGCGACACGACGUCUGAGUCGAAGACGAUUAGGAACGCGGUGGAGAGGGAGUUGAAGUGGAUGCAGGAGAAUGGGUAUGAUGCUGCUUGCUUUAAGAUGGACCAUGGGGGUACUUGGGAGGGGCAUCUCAAGAUUGCGUUGAAUGGGAAGCCGAUUGCUAGUGACACGCAGUGCAACUCGGCGAAGUUUGUCAAUUUGUAG